AUGAAAAAGAUGUCUAGGGAACUUAGGCAAUGGAGAGCCUAUUUUAGGUCAUCAAACUUGAACAUUUUUUACAUAAUUGAAUUUGCUUUAAGAGUAGCAGCCAUUGAUCACCCAAAAGAGUUUAAAUUAAGAAGAGAUGGAAUUAAUGAGCUACUCUUCUCAAUUGGGGAUAUUGAUAGUGAUAAGGUAGAAAAUGUUGUUGAUGUUGAGGGUAAAAGAAAGUGUAAAAAUGAGUUAAAUGAUUGUGAUGUUGAAAAAAGGAAAAGUGAAAGCAAUGUUGAAGUUGAGGCAUUGAGUGAUGAGAUAGAGGAAGAGUCUCGAGUUGUUAACGAGGCUCUAUGGAUCAAGAAAAGCUAUGUUGAAGUUGAGGCAUUGAGUGAUGAGAUAGAGGAAGAGUCUCGAGUCGUUAACGAGGCUCUAUCGCUCAAGAAAAUCAUCGAUAACAAUCAAAAUGAGUCUGAUUCGAAUAUAUAUAAGAGCUUAAAGAGGCUUCAAAUGAUGGCUUUGUCCGUGGAGAUUCUGCAGAACACAGAAAUUGGGAAGUCUGUUAAUACUCUCAGAUGGCACAACUCAAAAAAUAUUCGAUGUCUGGUCAGGAAGAUGGUCAAGGGGUGGAUUGAAAUGGUACAAGAGUGGGUGGAUGCUCGAGCAACAUUAACAGAAAGGAAAUCUGAGUCUACGAAAGCAUUCGUUGUUGAUGAAGAAGACGGAGGACUUCCUGCCCCGCCCUUGGAGGACAUACCUUUCCUUUUUACGCAGACAACUUCAAUCGAGUUGUCACAAAUCUUUGAUGGCAUGGAUGAUGAUGGAAAUGUUGUAAUCAGCGUGGGCGAAAAGGACGAGCAAGAAAAGAAACAAACUUCAGUACUUGUCAAACCAAAUAUGCCUCCCGGAGGCAACUCAGGACGUGGAAGAACAACUAAGCCAACACUCGAACAGAAGCUCAACAAUGAUCAUGAAAUGAAACUCAAGGAGAAAUCUGACCAAAGAAAAAUUCAAACAAGGCCUGUGUCUACUCAACAAAACAAACUGAAAUGCCCCGAUGAGGAUGCAGAACAUUUGAAACUUGAGGCAACAAAGAGAAAGCUCCAUGAGUGUUACCAAGAAGUUGAAAAUGCCAAGAGGCAGAGGAUUCAAGUAAUGAAGUUGAAGGACAUACCCAAGCAAGGCUGUGGCAUUAGAAAGCCUCAUAAUAGGCCUUUGAAAUGCCCUGAAUUGCAGUUUGCACAUCAGAAUAAGUGCAUUUACAUGUGGCUGGAUCAUUUUGUUUACAAAUGA
Messenger RNA from Solanum verrucosum, 1278 nucleotides. RefSeq names its product probable mediator of RNA polymerase II transcription subunit 26b. Bases 1 to 1278 code for a protein of 425 amino acids. NCBI's taxonomy places the organism in Eukaryota, Viridiplantae, Streptophyta, Magnoliopsida, Solanales, Solanaceae. The transcript is spliced from 10 exons. Gene Ontology annotation, cellular component: nucleus. The record is from RefSeq and is a predicted model, not a curated record.